Punica granatum (pomegranate) is the source of this 1285-nucleotide messenger RNA. The record is from RefSeq and is a predicted model, not a curated record. Lineage: Eukaryota; Viridiplantae; Streptophyta; Magnoliopsida; Myrtales; Lythraceae.
UUUCGUCGAAAGUCCAGAGACAUUUCUUGCAUCUCCUUCUAGCUCCUGAGCUGACACUCUCUCCUGUCUUUGCUUUCACGCACACAGAAAAAAUGGAGGCAAAGGUGAUGGAGGGAGCUCUGUCCUCAUCGACUACUUCCCUCUCGGCCUUCAAAUCUUCAAGACCCGUUUCGCCUUUCGCUUCAAAAACAACUCUCAGGUCCGGUUUUGGAACAAAAGGGUGUCGUCCAAUUCAAGCUUCUUCUUCAAAUUCCCUCCUCAGAUACUCGAGGAAGAGCAGGAUGGAUCAGAGUGAUACCCUGACUCUAGAAAGCCUGCGAAAGUCAUUAAUCAGACAAGAGGACAGCAUAAUAUUCUGCUUACUCGGGAGGGCAAGAUACUGUUACAAUGCAGAUACAUAUGACCACGAUGCUUUUGCCAUGGAAGGGUUUCAUGGGUCAUUGGUCGAGUUCAUGGUCAGAGAAACAGAAAAGCUUCAUGCACAGGUGGGGAGGUACAAAAGCCCCGAUGAGCAUCCUUUCUUCCAAGAGCAUCUGCCCGAGCCGAGGCUUCCAUCCCUUCAAUUCCCUCGGGUUUUGCAUGCCAGUGCACAUUUGAUCAACAUAAAUAACAAGGUCUGGAAUGUGUACUUCAGUAACCUCCUCCCUAGAUUGGUCAAAUCAGGUGAUGAUGGUAACUAUGGUUCAGCUGCUAUUUGCGACACAAUUUGUCUGCAGGCACUUUCAAAGAGAAUACACUAUGGUAAAUUUGUCGCUGAAGCAAAGUUUCGCGAUUCUCCAUCUGUCUAUGAGGCUGCAAUUAAAGUUAAAGACUGGGCCAGGCUGAUGGAGCUGCUCACGUAUCCGGAGGUUGAAGAAGCCAUUAAGAAAAGAGUCGAGACCAAGGCCAAAAAAUUUGCUCAGGAGCUAAACAUCGAUGAUGACGCAGAGGACCCAGCCGAUCCUGUGUACAAAAUAGAGCCGAGCUUAGUUGCGAAUCUUUACAGUGAUUGGAUCAUGCCCCUAACGAAGGAAAUUCAAGUCCAGUACUUGCUGAGAAGGUUGGAUUGAUAAGUCAAAAAGUGCUCAUAUUGUUGCUCGACGAUUUCUUUUCUGGUUUCCAAUGGCUACGGACUGUGACAAAGUGGCCAGGUUUCAAUUGAUUUGAUUUCAAAUAAAACAUGGGUAACCUCAAACUGUGAGGUGGGAUAGGAAGUGACACAAUUAUGGUACCCACCUACAUGUGACUAUGGUAUCCCCUUUUUCAUCAUCGGCCCAUGAUAGAAUAAAAGCUUCACUUUCAAGCA